AUGAUAAAUGACCGUAACAUGAUUCCAAACCCCGAGGUCGAGAAUUUCUUUACCUGGUCGCACGACAAUAAUGAAACCGCUUGGAAGGCACUCAUCGGCGACAAAGAGGGAGAAAUCGAUUGUUAUGGUGCGGCUGCCCGCGCAACCAACCUUGGUGGCCUUCCUAGCACGUACCUUGACGUUGGCUCGCUGGAUAUUUUCGUUUACGACUGCCUUGAUUAUGCUCAGAGGUUGAUGCGAAAGAAUGUCGAAGUCGAGCUGCACGUCUGGCCAAGGGUGCCACACGGAUUCGAAGGAUUGGCUCCUCAGACAAGGUAUGGGAAGAUGGCUAUAGACAGUAGAGAUGAUGCUGUCAGAAGUUUGUGAUAGUGAUUAGGGG
Aureobasidium subglaciale EXF-2481 is the source of this 379-nucleotide messenger RNA. RefSeq lists its product as uncharacterized. NCBI's taxonomy places the organism in Eukaryota, Fungi, Ascomycota, Dothideomycetes, Dothideales, Saccotheciaceae. Bases 1 to 366 code for a protein of 121 amino acids. The transcript has a single exon. Gene Ontology annotation, molecular function: hydrolase activity. The record is from RefSeq and is a predicted model, not a curated record.